This is a messenger RNA of Cylindrotheca closterium, 5982 nucleotides long. NCBI's taxonomy places the organism in Eukaryota, Bacillariophyta, Bacillariophyceae, Bacillariales, Bacillariaceae. The record is from the annotation of a GenBank genome assembly.
AUGGGUGUACAUAGAAUAACAAGCUUACUACAAAAGCAAGGAUGGGUACCCAUAAGUCCAGAAGAAGCAGAAGUUGAUUCUGCUUGUCGACUCUGGAAGGAUUGGAAUCCAUCCUUAUCCUUUUUGUAUCAUGGAUUGCCAAUCCAACGAAUCCCAGCACAAUCCUCCAUUUUGAUUGAUGGAAACGGCCUUGCUUUUUACCUAUUCAAGGUUUCCUAUGCUCGCUACCUCAAAUCGCUCUUUCCAGGUCAAAUGAACAGUGAUUCUUCGUUUCCACCAGUCAAGGCGCUGAAACCAACCGAUUUGAACAAAGCUCUUCCAUGCAUGAUGCCGCUGAAUCGGCUUGAAGAUGUCACACGAGAGUUUACAUCCCACCUGAGACUAUGUAACCUUCAAGUACAAGUCUUUUGGGAUGGACCGAAACGGCGGUUCAAGACGGUCACGACACAAAAACGAAUGAAACAACGACAGGAAGAGUGGUCCAACUUUCAGCAGUACUGUGACCAUGGAUCGUUACCAAACGAAAAAAGCAUCUUGAACUUUCUGCGGCACUUUCCAGUCCCUAGUCUAUUCAUGCAAUCCGUUCGAAAGACGCUGCAUCAAGAGCAUGUGGAUAUGAUCUACUGCCAUGAAGAAGCCGAUGUCGAACUUGCCCGAAAGGCAUCUGGGAAUUCCAAUGCAUUUGUGCUUGGGCAAGAUUCCGAUUUCUAUUUCUACAAGGACAUUCAAUAUAUUUCGUUCGAUUGCAUCUUUUCAGCAAAUGAUGCUAUCCAUGCCUGUGUUGGCCAGCGGAAAGAUUUGGCAAUGCUGCUUGGCAUUGAAGAUGAAGAAAUGACAGAACUCGCAAUCUUUCUCGGGAAUGAUUACAUUCAAUCAGUAAAGGUGCCCAAGAAAAAAGGAUCCGACCAAGGGGAUCCCCUAACUGUUGCUAAUUAUAUACGUGAACAAGAAGAGGGGUUCCUGGUGUCAUCCAAUGACUAUGAAAUCGAGUUGGCCUUUGUCCGAGCGUUGUACAAUUUGGAGGAGUUGGACUCCUUUCCACUUCAGGAUGCAUCAGACGUUGGACAGCUCAAAUCGGAAGAAGACGAAGAAAUGACUAAGCACCUAAAGAUUCACUUGCCGGCCGACUUAUUUGAUGUGGUUGACAAUGCGCUACAGGAAGGUCUCACGCUCAGUGAAACAGUCCGACGGUGUCUGUCGUUUUGUGCAGAACCGCCUGUGGGCGAAAUUGCAAUUCUUGCGCUGGAGCAUUUGGAUGCCUAUGACGAGCUUAUGUUACCGUCGACAAGCGCAUUAGCCAGCCAGCUGGAGCGUCCACCGCGUUGGGACAACGUCCGAGCAUCCUACAUGAUCGAAAAGUGUAUUUCGGUCAUCUUGAUGUCUCCACGAGCAUCACUGUUGGUCCGACUGACACAGCCUAGCACACUCUUCAGCCACUACAGGUUCCUCUGCAUCUUAACUUCCAAGGAACCCGAUGAAAGUGGCUACGAGAGUCCCCCAGAAGAUUCUGUUGAGAAGGAAGCAGAGGAGCCAAUGUUUGUGGAACGAAAAGUGUUACCCAUUGAUGCGCAUGAGGACAACAUCAUUCAGAAUAUUGCCAACAACCGCGUUACUAUUAUUCACGGAGAAACUGGCUGCGGAAAAAGUAGUCGGGUGCCCGUGAUGCUGCUGAAUGCACCUUCACCAGAACCGAGCUUGCCAAGCGUCAAGUUUUUCAUUUCUCAGCCGAGACGAAUUGCUGCUAAGGGUCUCGUGGAACGAGUGCGCAGUUGCGAACCUGAACAUCGUAACAAGUUUGCCAUUCGCAUGGGUCAUGGGUGGAGGGAGUACGAAACCCGCGAAACCCAAGCGUGGUUUGUAACGACAGGAUAUCUGACACGACUGCUGGCAAACCACCCAGAGAAAUUCGAUGACUGUACGCACUUGAUGAUUGACGAAGUUCAUGAGAGAUCAGUUGAUACAGACAUCUUGUGCCUUUUGUGCCGUCGCUUGCUCGAGAGAAACAAGACGAUCCGAUUAGUUUUGAUGAGUGCUACUCUUGCGACGAAGCUUUACAAAGAGUAUUUCAAGGUGCCCAAUGAUCCGAUUCAUGUUGGCGUCCGUACAUUCCCCAUCACGGAUUACUUUGUGGAAGAUUUGAACCGGUUCAAACUACCUCCGAGCGAGAUGAAGGCCGCAAAAGCAAUCGUUGAUGAAUGUCAGAAAAAGAAAUGCAAAUCUGCCCCAUCGGCAGCUGACUUAUCCAAACGCUUCUCAUUGGCAGCUCAUAUUGCCAAAACUGUUGGUAAACCGGGAACUUCCGUUCUCAUCUUUGUGCCAGGUAUGAAUGAGAUUGUUGCCAUCACCGAGUGCGUCGAAAAUUUUUUCGUGGCUGGAAUAAGAUAUUCGACUUGCCCCAUUCACUCCGAUAUUCCAUUCGAUGAACAAAUGGAAGCUUUCAACGAACCUGACGAAGAUGAAGUCAAAAUUAUCAUUGCCACGAAUGCGGCCGAGAGCUCUGUUACACUGCCAAAUGUGGAUCACGUCAUUUGCCUUGGGCUUUGUCGACAGAUCAUAUACAAUCCCGUUAGCCACCGUCAAAUGCUUGCGCCAAUGUGGAUAUCUCAAGCCAGUGCCAAGCAGAGGGCUGGCCGAACUGGUAGAGUGCGACCAGGAAAUGUGUAUCGCUUGUACACAAGACAAGUCUUCGAAAACUUCAUGGACGAGUUCGAUCCAGGUGAAAUCAGCCGGGUUCCGCUCGAUUCCAUCAUCUUAAUGCUGAAGGAAAUGCUCCAUGAGGAGGUCAUCCCUGUCUUGGGCAACUGUAUCGAGCCACCGAGUAUGGAUACAAUCGACCGUUCGUUUGAGAGCUUACAUCGGUCGAACUUCAUCGAGGAGCCGAACGAUGUAGCGGACAUUACUUCUCUGGGAUCAUUCGUGUCCUCGUUGGGCAUCGACUUGGCACUGGGUUCACUUAUUGGUCUUGGUAUUCAGUUUGGAGUUGCGUCGGAAGCAAUCGAAAUGGCAGCGAUGAUGUCUUUUCCCAAGACGCCAUUUCAAAUCACGAACACUUUGUUUCACGACCCAUCAGCGUUCAAUGAAAUCACCUCGACUGGAUACGUGGCAAGAUGUCAUUUCGACGCGAAUCUGUACUCAGAACCAAUGUCGUUGAUGAAUGCACUGUAUGACUACGAUAUGGCACCUGAUAAAUCAAAGUGGUGCCUUCAUUACCGCAUUGCUAUUGCUCGAAUGAAGCAGCUUGCAAGCACUCGAAACAGUUUGCGGACCCGAGUAGCGAGGUACUUUGGUAUCAACGAAGAAGUUUUAUUUCCUGAGAGUCCACCAGUAUUGAUGCCUCACGCAAAGAUCAACAUUCUACGAAUCCUCCAAGUCUGGGUAUUUUCAGAUACAAUUGUUGAAACAUGGCCUAGCAAAUCAAAUCGACUGGGUGACGAUGGCUCUCUGGCACUUAACAUCCCGAAGGGAAAGAAUCAGAAUAUUGAAGAGAUUCACUUGGAGCAAGUCCUCAAUCCCGAAAGGCACCCACAUGAUAUCAUUCGCUUCAUUGAUUUGGAACAGAUGGGCCACUUUGAAUAUGAAGGAGGGUUCGAUUUGAAUGGUUUCAUGCCAGAAUUUCAGAAGAAGCUUGUUUCGUACAUGAUUGAGAUGAAUGUUGACCUUGUCUGUUGCUACAGCGACAAAGAUCUUUUCUUAUUCAGGAGCUCUGAGAAGAUGUACGACGAAAUAAGUGACUCGAUAUUUGAAGGCUUUGAACAGUAUGUCAAGAAGGACCACAUUAUUGCCGAACACGACAUUCGGAUCAAACGUCAAGGAUCGAUGGAAAGAAAGUGCGGUGCUUGGACGAUUGACUUUGGAAGUGAGAGCGCGGUGAGAGCAAAAGGACCAGAUGUGAAGCAAAAGAUUUACCAAAGGCUUCAUUUACGAGGGCCUUCCAAGGACUUUGCAGAAUCGGUUUUGGACAUAUUGGAUUACAAUAUGAAACGCGGCGACGUUCUGUCUUUCUUUUACUGGGGCUUCCUAGCUGGAAAAGGGAAGAAGAAGAAGAAAAGGACAGCGCAACCAACAGAGCAGACCUUUUCAUUGAUUGCUCGAGGGGCAUGCCAAGCCAUCUCGAAACGUGACCUGCAAGAUCUUCUAGGCAGUCCUGAUAUCUUCAUGAUCGUCCGAGCUGACAGCACAACAAAGAUUUGCUUUCAUGAACAAGAGAACCAGCCAUAUCUGUACAAGGGGCGUGGAAAGGAUCUUUUUGCGACGCCAUGCACCACUGCUGAAUCGAGUUGGAAGCGCCCUCUCUUGAAGGAUACUCCGGAGGGUGCACGUCUUCUUGCUGUACUAGCAUCGGGUCAACGGCGCGGAGGGCACAGGUUGCGAUUCACAAAGCUGAGUCCAGAUGGAAAGAAAAUGAGCAAGGAUCCAGAGGAUACUGAUGAUUUCCAGCUUGACCGUGCACAAACAGACCUGACAAGGCGUUGGGAACGGCUGGGAAUGACUGGGCCAGUGUUUGUACAGGAGAACACAGUGUCGGCGUCGGCAAGCAAUAGUACUGGACCGCUCUAUGCCUGUUGCUCAAAUGCACUUGAAAUCAAGGGGGGUAUGCUCAAAGUCGAAGGAAUGACAUUGCUCCCACCGAAUCCAAUCUUCCUAUUGUUAUCAAUGCUGACUUUUGGACUACGACCAAAUCAGCAAGUGACAUGGGGCGGCAUGCAGACUGCGGGCAGCAAAGACCCUGGUGUAGUGGACAAGAGACAAUUCAAUGCCGCUCUCCGAUGGUUGCAAGAUCAAAAGCAGCUACUUUCCGAUCGUGGAGUUCAAAAUCCAAAUUUUGAGUUCGAUGGCGGUCGUUCGAAGGAUCUCAUCGCUACCGCCAUUGCUUUCCACAACGCUAGUGAUCACAUGGGCGAAACACUUCAUUGCUUUCCAGAUAUGAUUUUGUCACUGUGCAACCUCUUUUCCUAUGUCGACGAGUACGAAAUGACUGUUUGGGAAUCGCUUGGUGACAAGGCUUUUACGGAAGAUAAUCUUACCAAAUGGCGCCGCGAAGCCAAGCAGCGCACGACAGAACGUAAAGAGGCAAGAACACCUGGUAGAAGUAGCAGCAAAAGGGCUGUUACUCCCAGCCGAACCAAGAGCCCGAAAACACCCAAUCGUCAGAAUGGAACGCCAAAGAGGAAUGCUACGACCCCUACCAGAAAUAAUGUGACUGGAAAUGCUACUCCAAGAAAAACACCGCAGGCAACCCCCAAGACACCAAAUCGCUCCAAUACGACUCCAGCGUCAAAGAGCUCCACUCCCAAGAGAGGAGAAAUAUCGGAAAUUCCAAGUUCGCCACCCCCUAGCGACAAGAAGGAGAAAUCCAAUGCAAAGCUUCAGAAUUACAUUGUGUUUGACAAUAACAUUAUUUCAGACUCUUCCCAAUGGUUUGCUACAACACAAACCGGAGCUCUUGGAGCGGGCGACUUUCCAUCCACCAAUAUUCUGGCUCUAGUUCAUCAGACCUUUGUCCAAGAAGGUCUUGCUGGUGGUGGUGAUGAUGGAAAUGGUGAAUCCAAACCCAGCACUAUUUCUUUGGAUAAUCCCAAGGAUUGGGAAAUAUAUUCCUAUACCAACAGCAAAGGAAAAACCGUGUAUCAAGCUCGCUUUGUCAAGAAUGUGAUUCCCAUCCUACCAUUGAAUGGCCGCGGCAAGAACAGCCUUCCCAAGUGGAUGCGCCGUCAUAUGCGUCCUACUUCCGCUCCUGACGAGCACAAGUGCCUCCCACCUCAGGUUCCUCAUCCAAAGACCAGCGUCGUUCCAUUGGCCAACAAUCAAAAGGUACUAAUGUACGAAAGUAUUGAAUUGGCUGUGAAAAUGGAAGCUGCCUUUUGGUUGGACCGGCAGUUCUGCGUCCAUUACAAGACGGGAAGGCGGCAUUGGUACCAACACGAUGUGGCACAGAUGAUGGCGGCGCUACGAAUGAAUGAAGAAGUCGAAAUCGAAGCCUAA